AUUAUCUCUACAUAGUUGUUAACUUAGGUUCUGUACCUAUUAGCAUAAUGUAGUUUUUAUUCAGCACUGAAUAACUCGAUAUCUUUUUUGGAGUUCUAGUUUAAUACGUUUAGCAAUAACUAUUCUAUUCAAACUACACGUAACUUAUAUUUGGAAUAUAUAUAUAAACCAAUAUUAUGUUCUGAACUUGAAAUCAUCGUGUCCUUUUCAAAGAAUGUUUGCCAAUCCAGGCUAUUAUGAUAAAUUAAUCAACGGUGUCCAAGGAUGCAAUAAUUUUGUCAAUGAAGAAAUUGAACGGGAUUUACACCGUUCAUUCCCGGAACAUCCUGCUUAUCAUACACCAGAGGGUAUUCAGUCUCUUCGACGAGUUCUUACUGCGUAUGCUUAUCGUAAUCCUAAUGUUGGAUACUGUCAAUCAAUGAAUAUAGUAGCCAGUGUUUUAUUACUGUAUUGUACAGAGGAACAAUCAUUUUGGUUAUUGACAGCAAUCUGUGAACGUUUACUACCUGAUUACUAUGAUAGUCGUGUUGCUGGUGUACGCGUUGAUCAACAAGUACUUCAUGCUUUAGUCGUUGAAUAUAUUCCAGAAUUAAAAUCAGUUUUACAAAUUCCAGUACAAGAUAGUUUGAAAAAUAUUGUCACUUCUGAAUAUAAUAUUGAAUCAAUGGUUGGCGGUUUUUCAAUAGCUUCCAAUCAUCAUUAUACGUGUCAGUCAUUAGGCUCAGAAUUAAUCAGUAUGCUACCAUUAAGCUGGUUCUUGACGUUGUUUUUAAAUACUAUGUCAUUUCAUUGUGCUGUUUACGUUUUGGAUUUUUUCUUUUAUGGUGGAGCUCGUGUUAUUUUCCAAAUAGCAUUAGAUGUACUUCGUCAGCAUACAUCGUUUAUCAAGAAAUCUGUUGAACAAAACGAUGACAGUAGUGUUUUAACUAAACUGAAUGCAUAUUUUAAUAAAUUACGUCAUCAAGAUCAUACAUCAAGUGAAUCUAUAUAUAAUCUGUUAACCUCAGCUGAUCGGAAUUUUAAUAUUACAAAUGAACUUAUCGAUCGGAUGCGUUUACAAUAUAGACCUAAAGUAAUUCAAUCGCUUAGUGAUUACACGUCUAAAGAAGUUAUAAGAAGUUUAGAUCGUGAUUGUCCUGUCAAUCUGAUCUUGCUUUUUGAAUGUUACAGAGACCAUUAUAUUCUUUCGAAAUAUGAGCGAAUCCAUCAAAUAGCGCCAGCUAAAACUCAUAAUGAAACAAAUAAUCCAAAUCGUCCAGCUUAUGAUGUUCAUCGUAUUGACGCACGUCAAUUUAAUAGUCUAUUUCAGGGAUUAGUUCCAUGGGGUGCUGCAGCUCAACGUUUAGGCUUUCCAUGCUUUCAUCUACUAGAUCAAGAUGAAGAUAAUCUAAUUAACUUUAAGAGUUUUGUUUGGUUAAUGGAAAGUAUAUGUGGUCAUGAUCUAAAUACAAAACUACGUUUAUUAUUCUUAUUACAUCGAUCUCCUUACUGGGUUACAUCUGAACAAGGAAACGAAUCCAAGUGGAAUAUACUAGGUGGUAUGCUGCCAUUCAACAAUAUUGAAAGUUGUAAAAAAGAUAGUAAUAAUUCUAUUUCUUGUGAUACAAGUAUUGACAGUUAUCAUAUCUGUUCUAAAUCAGAUUUCGAUACAGUAGAGAUCGGUACUGAUAUUAUUGCUGAGGAGUGUAUAGAACAACAUCCCAAAGCUGUUAAUAAAAAUGAUGAAUUUUCAAAAAGUCAUGUUUCCGGAUAUACUUUAGAAAUUGCACAUGAAAAAGCCAAUGAAAUUCCAAUUGUUAUUCCAGAUCCUUUAGGUUUUAUCAGCAAUAAAUACAGUUCAAGAGAUAUUAGUGAACAGAUUUCACUGAAUUAUAAUCAGUUUCAAUGUUUAACAGAGACAAUACGAGUAAUCGUAGAAAGUGUAGACGAAGAUAAAGAAGAAAUGUUGGAUUCUGUCAAUUGUUUAUUCCUUGAAUUGUUCACACAAGAAUUACAAAAUAUUGAACGAUUUAAUAAUUACACUUCGACCAGUUCAACUGACAACGAUAGUAUUCAUGGCACGGAAUGUAACGACGGACGUCCUAGUGUUGAAAAAAGCUUUCUGGAAACAGGUAUUGUUACGCAACCAUUUCUCCAAAGAACUGCCAAAGGUGAACAUAAAUUAAUUGGCUGUCAAACUGACCAGUACAGGCAGGGAAUGGUGCUAAUCGUGAAUAAUCCUACUAUUUCACCAAAAACGUCCACUGUUCUAUCAGUAAAAGAUCCCAUUUGUACUACUGGAGGAUGUGUAGGUUCUUCUGAAGAUAAGAUUGCCAUUCCAACAACCGAAAAAUUAUAUAUUUUGAAUUUUUCUCUUUCACUUCAUGACGACCAUUCUAAGAAGAUAGCAAUUGCUCAAGAAGUUGACUUUGUUGCCCGUGGUUCUUUAAAGAUCGAACUUGAUAAUGAUUGUGUGUUAAAAGGAUCUGAAGUCGACCAUGAAGUCAAAUCCUCACUCAAAGAAAACGUAAACAGAUCUGUUCUCUUUCCUUAUGAACAAAUGAAUCGAGACAUCUUGAAUCUCAAGAAUGGAGCUCGGUUAGUUUCCUGGAGUCCAAGAGGAGUUGACAAAUAUGAAAGGUGUAUAAUGAGUUUAACAACAAUGGAAAAUCGGUCAUUUUUGUGCACACUUAAAGGAACUGAAUCUUGGGAAGAAUCAGUCGAUCUGUCAUUAAUUUGGCAGCAAUACUAUGUUGAACAUGGUAGGAUCGCGCAAAGUCGAAAGGUGGUUGUUGAUAGUCGACCACAGUUUAUUUUCCAACCUACUGAAUGUAGUAAUAUUCCAUCAUUAAUAUGUAAAAAUAUUAUGGAUUAUUUCGAUGCAAUAGAAGAUGUUAUAGUUGUUUACACAAGUUGGUGUCAGAUAAUUCGGCAACCUCAAAGAAAAUCCACCAAUUCAAUGAAUUCGAAAACUGCACCUUGCUUAAACAAUAAUAGGUCCUAUUUCGUGAUACCAGUUGACACAACUCAAUUUGUCACUGAAUCAUUUUCAUUAUGCCCAGUGACAUUUUUGGCAGUCUUAAUGAAAUCUGGUGCAUUCUCUAUAUGGAUGGUUUCAGUACCAUUUUCUGGAGUGUCAUCAAUGUCAUUGUUGUGGGUAGAUUAUACAUACACCGUCGUGCGCAGCGAUUCGAUGGAUAAACACCCAAACUAUAUCAAACUUUAUGAUUUGGAUAGUCUCAAUCUCUUACUUGUUUUGGGUUUUACUGAUGGUUCAGUGAAAGGUUUAGUGUUUCCUAUUGAAUAUUCUCCAACUGGUAUUCUGGUAUUAACAGUACCUUAUUUAUUCAAUCUAUGGACAACUCCAUUGCAUCAUGUAACCAUUUUAGCAUCAGCCUGGUCAAUGUCUCGUCGUUUAUUAUGCAUUGGCUAUGGUCGUCAUUUGUUAUUAUUUCAUAUAGCUAAGGAAGAUUUAGAGAUUUGUUUCCAACAACAGAACCAGCACCAAGAACAACCAAGUAGCCUAUCAACACUAUGUCGUGGACGAGAUCCACUGUAUUUGGUUAAAAGCCAAUUUGUUAGUCAACCAAGUCCUAUUUUAGGCUAUAUUACUGGUAUGCAUUUGGACAAUGAACAGUUAUUACUGACUAGUGUGGAUGGUUACGUAAUGCGCACCAGUCUUGAUGAAGUGUCUGAAUGUAAGUUGAAUUGGCAAGUUGUUUGGUGUAGUUCUAAUUACGAUAAAUCUGAUGUAAUCCAUUGGGAAUUUCAUGGAUUAUCAGUUUCAACGAAUGGGGUUUAUAUAUGUUUUCUUGAAAAACCAUGCAAUUAUUUAGAUAAUAAUCGUGCACGACGCAGUGCUCUACUUUCACCUAGAGUCCAUUUUUUAUCGUUUUGGUCAAAUGAUAGUUUACAAGAAAUUGUAUUUAACCCUGAAUUACCUUUAAAUCGUAAAGUUGAUUGUCUACAAGAGUUACUACAAAGAUGGCAUUUACCAAAUGACAAAGCUGAUAAUUUAUCUAGCAAUACAACAGAUUUACGACAGAUAUGUUUGGAGAAAAUUGAUUUUCAUCAGGCUUGUCUCACUGAUUCUUCGUUUCCUAAUAGUUGGUUGAAUAAGCCACUUACAACGCUUCAAAUUUACAGGUUUAUUUUGUGUAUGCUCAACAAAGACACCGAUGAAUCUAUCAAAUCCCGUGCACAACUUUGGCUGACUAAUUUAGAUAAUUUUAUCCAACAACGUCAUUUGGAACGAUGUUUUCGUUUAUUUCUUAAAUGUUCCAUACAAAGACAAGCACGUGAUUGUUUAUUAGUUUCACAAAUGGCCACAAUAACUUUAAAUAUUUUCCGACCAACGUCACAAACAUUGACUAAUACACCUAGCACUACGACGACCACGACCACCGCUACCUCUACCACCAUUGAUGCUGUAUCUAGUUGUAUAUUUAAUAAAAAUGAUGAUACAAUGAUUGUCAAUGGAACUUUGAAUAAAUAUAUAUGCUUUGUCAAAGAUUUACCUCAAUUAGCUAGAAAUGUUCACCAAUUAGCUAUACAACUCUAUGUGCAUCGUUUUAAAUUUCCAUAUGAAAAUAUCAUCAAUCAAUUACAGAAAUUACAUGUCAUUCCGGACCUAAUUUAUUUGAAUUGCUCUCAAAACCAUCCAUUUGAACGUUGCAUGCAAUCUCUGGAACCUUGCAUUGAUCCUUUGUUUCGUCAUUGUAGUCGGUGUAAUCGUGUAGCUCUUAGCGUAUCUCCUCAAGAUCGUUUAUCCGCUUGGCGUUCAAUGAUACUUCAUCCAAUGUGUAUAUAUUGUGAUUUACCAUUGACGUGGAAAGAAUUCUAA
Schistosoma margrebowiei is the source of this 4822-nucleotide messenger RNA. The record is from the annotation of a GenBank genome assembly. NCBI's taxonomy places the organism in Eukaryota, Metazoa, Platyhelminthes, Trematoda, Strigeidida, Schistosomatidae.